AGUCCGUUGAUUCCCCUCGCCCCCUCAUUCUGAUUCCACCCACCACCAAAUCACCGGCGAUUCCCGGCGACAGCCGCGGCUCAUGGAGAUCCCGGAGCGCGCGCCGUGUACGGGCGAAGCGGACCAGCGCCUGGCGACUGGAGGUCCUACGGCGGGAGCGGCGGCCGCCCCUGGCCAAUGGUGAGCUGCGCGGAGGGCAGCAGCAGCGAGAUGGAAUCACAUUGCCUGUGUCGGCGGCGGUUGGAGAUGAGACGCAGGGCAGUAGCCGCGCAUGGAAAUGGGGGACGCACCUUGGUGCGGUGGGGGACUAGCAGCAAAGGCGCCAUCUACUCCAGGAUCCCGGCGCUGGUUCAUUGGGUUAGCGCCUGCUGCCUCUGCUCCGGUGGGAGCCGCUCCUGCUUGUGCUCCGGUCGUCGCCAGCAGGUCGAGUAGGUGGCGUCGUCGAGGUUCCUGCAGUCGUGAACAAGGGACCUGGGAGCUGAGCCAGUUCGGGGAUCACGGGCAGCGCCGUCGACAUAGAGCUGAAAAAAGGCCUGUAGGGGCCCGGUGGGUGGGGGCGUUUGUGCUGGUUCGUUCUCCUCCCGAACAAAUCAUUCGGUCGAUGCCCCUGCCCUCCCAAAACGAUUCGUUCGGGUAGGGGUGUCUGCAGGCCGAACAGACACGCCUUUAUCGGGGUCAUUUAAUAUGCAUUUUCACGAUGGCAUUUUUAUAUUUCAUAAGAUUUUCAUAUUUUAAGAACAUGGCAAUUUUUUAACUUUCUAGCAUGCCAAAAAAUUAGUUUAUUGCCAUGGCAAUUUCGAGCUUCAUUUUGGCAUGCAAUUUUUUUUUGUGAUGUCAACUUUUCUUUAUCACAACAUGGCAAAAAUUCCCUUUCAUUUUGCCUGACAAAUUUAUUUUAACAAACAUGGCAAAAAAUCCUUUCAUUGCCAUGCAAUUUUUUUACUCUUUUUUGCCAUGUCAAAUUUACAAUUUUUGGUCAUGGCAAAAUUCUCCUUUUAUUUUCCAUGCCAAAAUAAAGAAAAAUUAUGGAGCAUGGCAAAUUUAGCUUUCUACUUGCCAUGUCAACUUUUACUUUAUUUCGCCAUGGCAAUUUUUAACCUUCAUUGCCAUGGCAAUUUUACAGUUAAAUACUUGGCAAAUUUACUAUCUACAUACAUGGGAAAUUUUACUCUAUUUUUGUCAUGUCAUAAUUUUACUUUACUUUUUCAUGGCAAAAUUUUAACUUUAUUGCCAUGGCAAUUUUACUGGAACAUACAUGGCAAUUUUCACUGUACUUUGCCACGUCAAAAAAUUACUAUAUUUUUUGCCAUGGCAAUUUUACCUUAAAAUACUUGGCAAAUUUACAAUUUAAAUACAUGGCAAAUUUUACUCUAUUUUUGCCAUGUCAGAAUUUUACUUUAUUUUGCCAUGGAAUUUUUUUAACUUCAUUACUAUGGCAAAUUUACUUUUAAAUACAUGGAAAUUUCGCAUGGUCAAUUUUAAAUUAGUUUCAUGGCAAUUUCUCCAUGUUUUUAUUUUUUUGGCUGCGUGUAAUUAAAACACCACAACAAUUUUCAUGUAUAAGUUUUUCUUCUCAAAUUCCAUCCAAAGCAUGUCAAUUUUAAUUAAAACAUCAUGGAAAAUUUUAAUAUUUUUAAGCAUGCCAAAUUUGAGAUUUUUUUUACCUUGCGCUACUUUAUUCUCGGACCACGGCAAAUUAUAUUUUUUUCGACCCUGGAAUUAGAAUUUUUCAUUAAACUUUUUGAUCAAAGACAUACCCACUAACUGGUUUUUUAUGUGCUCACGUAGCAGGAUUUUUUUUGUUUCUAUUGUAAAAGAAGCGUCAUUUUUUGAUUUUUUAAAGACUAUUUUUUGUUUAUAAAGCUGGGCCUUUUUAGGCCCUUUUUUGGUUUUACGUACCCGUGCUGAGGGAAGAGGCUGAAAGGGUUCGGGCUGGCCUUCCACCACACCGAACGACACAAUCGUUCGUUCCAUCGCUCCUCCCUGCCGAACCUUUCCGUUCGGACCGGGGUUCUCCCAGACCGAACGGUCGGGAGUUAUCGACGUCCAUUACAAUUGAAUUACUAAUCUAACCGGACUACUCAACUGAAAACCUAUACGCGAGUCCGCUACUAACUCGUCCGUCGAGCUGAAGUCGGAUUCCGAGUCCAGCCGGCCUUUGCAUCAUACCCGCUCGAAAGUCUAUAUAUACAAGAACCAGCUAGCAUGCCUUGCUCCGCCAGCGUCCUUUACGAUCGAGUAGCUAGCUAGCCAUGGCAUGCCUUGCUCCGCCAGCGUCCUUCGCUCCCUUUUGCAGGGGCCCCUUUGCAUCUCCGGCCAACUUGUAUCGGCCGCCCGCCUCCAUCGCCUCCUUGUCUCCUUCGUCUCCCCCUUUCUACCCCAGCCGUGUCAUGGUUAGGUGGGAAGCUCCCCCGGCGGGCUGGCUGAAGCUAAACUUCGACGGGUCUGUGUACAACGACGGGUCCGGCCGGGCUAGCAUCGGCGGCGCCAUCCGCGACUGCAACGGCCGCGUUCUUGUCGCCUUUGCCGAGCCGACGGAGCACUCGACCGUGGGCAUAGUGGAGGCCAGGGCGCUCAUCCGCGGGCUGCGCCCCGCGCUGAGUCGCUUCCGCGGCAGGCUGGUGGCGGAAGGAGACGACCUGAUGCUGGUGGAGCUCCUCACCGGCGAGGAGACGCAGACGCGCGUACCUCAGGCCAUGCAAGACGAGAUUCUCAUGCUGCUUGGGUGCUUCGCGGCGUACAAGGUCCAGCACAUCUUCCGCGAGGGCAAUCAGGUCGCCCACGUCCUGUGCAAGGAGGCGUAUCAGCGUCCGGGGGUGUGGGCGGGCGGGAUCCCUUCAUUCUUCCUUCAGGCACUGGUAGUCCAAGAUAUUUAUCGUCAAAACCCUCUUCAGUAA
Molecule: messenger RNA, 2897 nt
Organism: Triticum aestivum (bread wheat)
Lineage: Eukaryota; Viridiplantae; Streptophyta; Magnoliopsida; Poales; Poaceae
Exons: 3
Coding region: 2253-2897 (214 amino acids)
Molecular function (GO): RNA-DNA hybrid ribonuclease activity; nucleic acid binding
Source: RefSeq, a predicted model, not a curated record